UUGGGUACAUGGUUCCAUGCACAAUUAAUUGGACCUUUUCGUGGUGUUUUGAUUUGCGCGAGAGCGAAACUGCGACAAUGGCCAUGGUGUCGGUGGUGGUAGUGUUGGUGUUGGUGGUGGUGGUGUUGGUGGUGGUGGUGGGGGAUGGGGUGAAGGCGGACAUCUCCAAGCACAUGACGGAGCUUGCCGCCAUUGCAGAGGAGCACCUUCGAUCCAAGCACUCCAUGUUUGACAGCAACUUUGACCUGAAAGCGGCGUUCAAACUGCACGACUACAAUGAUGACGACCACUUGGACAUGAAGGAGGCCAGCUUCUUCUACGAGGAUGAUUUCCUCACCAAGAAACAGCUGAAAGAGCAGCUGAAGGCGGUGUUUCAAACCAUGGACAUGGACAAGGACGGCCUGCUGUCGUACAAGGAGUUUAAGCGCUUCUACAAGAACGUCAUCCACAACAAACCCUUGAUGCCCGAGCUGACGGACGAAUCGCCCAAACACGCCAACAAGCAGCAGCAGAAGAAGAGGGAGAGCACGAGGACCAGCAGCAGCAGCAGCAGCAAGGAAAAGAAGCAGGGCACGCGCAGGCACUAACGCGACCGCUUGUGUCGCGCCCAUACCUUGCUUGGUUAUUGCUCUUAUCACGACAACACCUGCCCCUCUCCCUGUUUACACCUCAACACACGGCCUAGUUGACAUUGUUACAUUCACGUUGCAUGCGUUUGCAGUGGCCUGCCAUCAUGGGCUUGUCUAAUGAAACCUCAAACAGGAA
Molecule: messenger RNA, 765 nt
Organism: Salpingoeca rosetta
Lineage: Eukaryota; Choanoflagellata; Craspedida; Salpingoecidae
Exons: 3
Coding region: 9-587 (192 amino acids)
Molecular function (GO): calcium ion binding
Source: RefSeq, a predicted model, not a curated record